Molecule: messenger RNA, 1744 nt
Organism: Austrofundulus limnaeus
Lineage: Eukaryota; Metazoa; Chordata; Actinopteri; Cyprinodontiformes; Rivulidae
Gene: popdc2
Product: popeye domain cAMP effector 2
Exons: 4
Coding region: 338-1468 (376 amino acids)
Biological process (GO): regulation of membrane potential; striated muscle cell differentiation; heart development
Cellular component (GO): sarcolemma
Molecular function (GO): cAMP binding
Source: RefSeq, a predicted model, not a curated record
GCUGUUGGCUCUUUAGUACAGGCCGGUGGCCGAGGAGAACGGACUGAAAACAAGAAAUCCAUCAGGAAAUCUCCGAAGGAAAGAGAGGAGGCGAGAAGCCAGAGGACAGAGGAGGGGACCCAUUCCAGCUGUGUUUUUCUAAGGAACAGAGCCCUCAGAACUUCUUCACAUUGAAGAAUUUUCCACUGUGCAGCAAGGGAACAAAUCUUUACUUCUGAUGUUUUUUAUUUAAAAUCAGCUGUUUACAUAUAUAUUUUUUAGCUUUUAACCAGCUGAGACAGACAUUUAUUUUAUUCAUCAAAAGCCUUCUCAGUUUGUCAUUUCUCAAGUUGUAAUCAUGAGAGGAGACAACUCAACCCURUGGGACAACCUAUUCUCUCCACCUCUCUGUGACGGCUGGAGCAACAACACGGAGGGAGCCAUCUACCACUUGGGAAACACCAUCCUGUUCCUGGGCUACAUGGGAGGCAGCGGGGCCUACGGGUGCCUCUUCAUCUUCAGCUUCCUGUGUCCGGCCUUCCUGUGCCUCGUCCUGUGGGGCUGGAUGACCAUGUGUGGCCUGGACGUCUUCACCUGGAACCUCCUGCUGCUGCUGGCCUGCCUGCUUCAGAUCUGCCACCUGGUCUUUAGGCUGCACCAGGAGGGCAUACGCAGCGAGGAGCUCUCCUCCCUCUACCAGAUGGUCUACCUGCCACUGGGCGUGCCCAUCCAGGUGUUCAAGGAGGUCGCCAGGGCGUUUGAAGACAGGGUGGUGGAGCUGAAGGCAGGAGAGGUGUAUGCUGUAGAGGGCAAGACGCCCAUUGAUCAGCUCUCCUUUUUGCUGACCGGCAGGAUCAGUGUGUCUUUGGAGGGUCAGUUCCUGCAUUACAUCCACCGACACCAGUUCCUUGACUCUCCAGAAUGGGAGUCUCUUCGACCAAACGAGGAGGGGAAGUUCCAGGUGACUCUGACAGCAGAUGAAGACUCACGUUACGUCUCAUGGCGUCGCCGACGCCUCUACAUGCUGAUAUCAAAAGACAGCUAUGUCUCCCGUCUCUUCUCUGUCAUGCUGGGAUAUGACAUCGCAGAGAAGCUCUACAACCUCAACAACAAGCUCUACAUAAAGAGCGGCGUGUUGCUGGACAUCCGUCUGCCAAGCCUCUACCACGUGCUGGCCCCCUCCUCACAGGGCAGUGAAGGCGGCAGCGGCAGUGAUGGCGGCAUCACUAAGGAUCAUCAUAUACAAGACCCUGUGCUGGCCUGCCAUGUGUCCAAUCCUGGCCAGUCUCAGCCUCCCAAGCCCAUUCUGCAGGGACCAAGAACAACAUCCCCGAAUGUACCAAAGGCCUYGGAUCAUGAGCAAUAUCAGCACCAUCCCUGGGCUUCAGACCCAGAACUGCCAUCUGGAGGUGACAGAGAAGAAAAUUUACCUCCUCGGUUCCAGAGAGGCAGAGCUCCACUGGCUCCCACCGACACCCCUGACCUGUGAGAACAUCCUCUUCCUGUUCAUGUCAGCUUAUCUGCAGUCUGAAUCUGAGACACCACCUGGAGCAGGAACUCAUCCUUUAAAUUUAAUUUACCAGAAGGAAUCAAKGUGUUUUGGUUUUAAUUUCUGAAUGAUUCUAUUUUUCACUGUUUGUGUUUUUAUGUCACAAUUUUGAUAAGAAUAAGCUUGGCUUCAGCCUAUCCUUUUUUUUUUUUGGUAAAUUAUGAGUUUGUUUAUUGUUUCUGUUUUGUUUGUUGUUGUUGUUUUUUAAUGUUUAAU